AUGUCUUCCUACUAUGGCGGAUCUGGCAGCCGUCGUGGUGACGAGUGGACAUGGACGUCCUGGACCCACUCGACAUCAUGGCACUCGGGCGGAUGGAACGGCAGUCCCCAGGCUGGCAUGGCACACUCGAACAAGGAUGGGUGGUGGUGGGCAAGCGGUCCCCAAGGCUGGAACGGCCAAAGCCAAAGCUGGUACCAACAGAGGCCCAAGGAGGUCAAAGCAAAGGCAGAAGACUCCGACACUGCAUGCUGCUCUUCCGGGCCAGGCAUCGAGGCGGAGAAAGGGCCAGUUCCCGUCAGAGCCGCUCAGAUCCAGAUGACCAAGGAGACAGUCGCCUCCGUAAACGGCGAGAGCAGGCAAAACGACCUGGAGAACCAGGAGGCUGCCAUGACGUACUUCGAGACGAGGCGCUGUGGGACUGUCAGGGAGACUGUCAGCGAGCUGCUGCAGGACUUGGCGGAUGCGAUUGCCAUCGGGCGAGUCCCUCGAAUGAAGGACGUGUGCUUCUUGGAUCGUCAGCAAUUCACGUCGACGUGGCGUGCCGUGCUGUUAGGCGCAUACCUUAGCCCAGUUCUUGACCAUGAGGAGAAACGGACGGAGGCAUUCUGCCACAAGAAUGUUGAACAGCAGCAGAGCCCUCACAUCCGAAGGGACAAAGACCCGUGUCGCGAGGCCGAUGUGUUGUGGGGUUCGCUGUGGGUGGGUGAGCGACUGAGGACGGGCGACAUCAUGCGCGAGAACAUCGCCCUGUCAGCCCAGUUGUUUGAACUCAGCAUCAAUUAUGCUGGCUGCUCGCGCGACUUGUCGGCAGAUCACUGGCUGCAGCUCGGUUGCGACAUCCGCUUUGGUCAGCCCGCCAUCCUCUAUGCCUGGCUGCAGGAGACUGAUCAAGAUGGACUUGCCACUGUCUACCGGGAACGUGCCUCCCAAUUGCUGGAGUGGCACGGCACGCAUGUACCUGAAGACGGUGCCGCGCUUUGCAGCAGCUGGGAAGAUGUGGAGCUCUCCAUGGGACAUCAACUUCAACCAGAAGAGAACUACGAGACCUUUCGGUCCGAGCUUGAAGCCAUCAUCAAUGCUGUAGAUGUUGAAGAUGGCCUCGUGGCAUGUUACGAGGCCAUACGACGUGCAGAUGUGUCCGUUGAGUCACUUUCCACACCUGGCGGUUGGGAUGCCAUUCGAAUCGUUCGAUACGGAGACUGGAACGAAGCAUUUUGCGGAUUUGAUGGCAAGCUGUCUUGCCCUUAUGCCGGCCCGCCGGACAGUACUCUGCUCGAUGGGUGCAGGUGGCGGGCCUGCCUAGUGGUGAACACAAAUUACUACAAGCUCUUCCCAGGCUCUGCGGGCAUCCUGCAUGAGUGCAGCGCACACCUGAAGCUGGGCAACAUUUGGCAACAGUUCAAGUUCAUGAGCGCAUGGCUGUGCUGUACUGAGCGCUCGCCUCUCCUCAAGGAAGCCGCACUUCGGCAAUGCACCACGAUUGACAGCUCACUUGGCCGUCAUCGCUCCAGAGCCUCUUCGGUCAGGCCCACGGAAUCUGCACGGAAUCGACUUAUGCCUUCGCGCGUUGCCCAAGCGAACUCUGCAGGCAUCAGUGUCGGGCCAGCACAGAGCUUGUGGAUUGAGGGCAAGUCGAUGGUCAUCGAUGACACAUACCCACAUGCAGAUCCUUGUCUGGCCUUUUAUCCGAAGGCACAGUUUGGUUACUAUGUCAAUUGGCCCACUGACCACCUCGGCAUCUCCGCAACACUACGCGUCUACACCUUCGGGGUCCUGGACAUCGAGAGGGGUGCGGUCGAUCCACAUCGUGAACCGCUGCUGGCCGACGAGCUCGGCUACAUCCCGAGGGGGCGCGCGGGGGACUUUGUGUGCGACUCCGAGAAGGGGGGGGCUAAGGCGACCGAGGGCUUUGACCACCCCGCCAGGGACUGUGCCAUCUCAGAGUCCGUGCUCUGGGCAACGACACCGAGAGUGAGAUCCAUGACUUCGUUGGCAGGGGGCACAAGCGAGCAUGCCUCGCCCACCAAGCGCAAGGCGGCGGGGGAGGUAGUCGACGUGGAAGAGGGGGAGAAGCUCUCAUUGGAAGCCAUCAAAGCCACCUUUGCAGCCGAGUUGCGGGGGCACCAAGAGGUCAUGAAGGACCACCAGGAUGUGAUGAAGGAGGACAUCCACAAAGCGGUGGGCGGGGUCAAGAAAGAGAUGGCGGAGCGCAUCAGCCUCGUCGAGAGUGAGGUGACGCAACAACUACAGACGACCCUGCUCCUCCUCAAGCAGCUCACCGACAAGCAGGAAGUGCAAAGCGGGAAAAUGGCUGCCCUGGUGGCGGGGCAAAAGACUUUGGAAGAGACUGUGGAGAGCAACCGCCGCACGCUGGAGGAGCGCAUUGAAAAGUUGGAAGCCGGAGGAGGGGGGCUGCGACCCUCAACCUAUAGCACGGCCACUACGGAAGGAGAUGGCAUUGGGGGGCGCAGGACGCCCGCGCUGGUUGUUGGGGGAUGGAAUGACGACACGCCCGCGAACGAGGUCAUUGAAAAAGCCACGGAGGUGCUGCGCCAAUUACAAGUGGACCUGGACUACCAGGACAUCUUCGUGCCGGGGAUCCGGAGGGGGUUUGCGCUCAUCCCUCUCAAAGGGCCCAGAGAGGGAGAAGGGGGGGAAGAACAUCGCAGAAGAGUCCAAACGGCCAUCACCCAGGUGCGGAACGCCAAGCUGCAGACAGGCCACUACCGCCAAGACACGGGGCAGCCGCGCUACAUGUACCUCACCAUCUCGCAGCCCCCGGAGAGGCGAAUGCGAGCCAAGCUAGCAGCCAAAGUCAAGCGAUGCAUUUUGGAGCUGGGGGGCCGGCAUGAACACCUUGAGGUGGAGUUCGCGACGGGCACGGUGUGGUACAGGGGGACCAGAGUUUCCUCGGCAGUGAGCCCGGCCAACGAGGGAGCCGACAAAGUUGGACCGGGGUGGGCCAACGUGAAGGAAAUUGCCAAGGUCCUCAAGAUCGACUUCGACAAGGCGGAUCACCAGUGGCGCCCUGCAGUGAAAAGGUGGCAAACGAAACCAGAACUGCAAGCGCUGACCUGGAAUGUUGGGGGAGCCGGGGCAACAAAGAUCCUCGACAUCCUCCAAAUCACUUGCCGGGGGGGCGGAAUACACGCAAACCUUGGCCUGGUGGAUGUGGUGACCCUCCAAGAGGUGAUCUGCGAACCUGGCACUCAUGCGGAGAGUUCAAAAGAUUGGACCCUCGUCAUGGGGAAGCAAGCUUCGGAGUGGAGAGGUGAGGGAGUCGCAUACAAACGGGAGAAGUACAACCACAUGCAUGUGGAAAACAAGGAGGGUGCGCUAGCCCUCGUACUGGUGGGAGGGGAGAUGGGGGGGGGCGAAGGCCAGCCAAGCCCCAGUGCAAGCCAACACUCGGCCGUGGGGGUGGUAUCGGUGCAUCUCCCGCACCACGCCAAUGCUGCACGUACGGAUCAACUGCUAUCUCAGUGGGAAACCAGCCUGGCUAUGGGGCAAGACAAGGUCAUCAUGGGGGGAGACCUCAACGAGACGUUCCUGGACUUCGAGCAGGGGGUGGCAGCAGAAACCGGCAGGGGGGAGACGGUGCUGCAAUGGCUAGAUGACCGGCAUCUGAGGCUGCCGCUGCAGCAAAUGGAAAAGCCCACCUAUCAUCCCUACAACAAGGCCAUGAAGUCAAGAAGGCUGGACUAUAUCGCGGUGAAGCACCUCCGGACUGGAGAAGGCCUGGUGCUCGAAGGGACCAGAGAUGUGGUCCAGUCAGACCAUGACGCAGUGGCCGUCCACGUGCACCACACCAUUCCGGCGAAGACCAAGCUUGAAGCCACGUGGGGGCCACGCAUCCUGCGAAACGAUGAUGAGGUCCAAGCAGGGCUUCAACAAGCACGGCGUGGGGACCCACACAGAGUCAUAGCAGAGGUCUCCAAAGCCAUCACACUCCCAGCCCCACAAGGGGGCGAGCCGUGGCAGGAAAGUGCUGACCUGAAGUGCCUGAGGGCACAGGCUCGGCGAGCGCCGCCCGAGGAAAGAAGAGCAUGUUGGAAGAAGGUCUGGGGCACAUACAAGCAGGAAAGGCGCGCCUGGAUGAAGAGGAAAGUUGAAGCUGCAGCGAGAAUGAACUGGGGGGAACUCAGAGCCCUGGGCAAGCAGGCCCAAAACAAGCAAUGGGAGCAUCACCUCACCAGUCAGGAGGGGUGGGAGCAGCGGCUCAAAAAGCACUUCGAAGGGACCUUUGCGACCCGCCCCAGGGAGCAAGUCAACAAGGCCUUUGACGACCUCCGACAUGCUCUGAGGGGGCUAUGCAAACGCACCCCAUGGUCCCCCUUUGACGAAGGGGAGCUGCUGGCUGCAAUGACUACCUGGGGCAGACGAAAAGCCACAGGGGUUGACGAAGUCUCUCUCGAAGCAUUAGGGGCACUCCAACAAGAUGACACGUGGAGGGGCAGACUGCUUUACCUGUUCAACGACGUCCUGUACACAGGAAAGCUGUAUGGCGAUAUGGGGGUUGGGAUUACCAUCCUCCUACCCAAGGUCACAGUUCCUGAAGAAUGGGGGCAAACACGACCGAUCACACUUUCGAGUGCCACUUUGAAAUGGUUCUCGCAAUUGCUCCUGGGGCGGUGCAGCCACCACUUCAACCCCCUGACUGACGCCCAGUGGGCCUGGAAAGGGAAACAAGCGGAAGAACUCAUCAUGGUCCUCAGGAAAGUCAUGAGGGUCGGGGUCGAAUGGCAGCUACCAACAUGGAUCGCCAAGCUGGAUGUGAAGAAGGCCUUCGACAGCGUCUUCCAAGAGAACAUGGGGGCCAUGGUCGCCUAUUGGGUUGGAGAGCGGGGAGGACGACCCUGGGAGGCCCACGCGUGGAUGGCCCUAUUGCAAGCGGAUGCCGUGAGGGUGUCAGCGGGAGGGCAGAUCAUCUUAGUGGAGCAAACGACAGGGGUCAGGCAGGGGGGCCCCGACUCACCGGUGCUGUUUGCAGCAAUCAUGGGGCGCAACCUGCAAAGAGCGCAGCUGCCCCAACAGGAUGCCUCGGGGCCUGGGCCCUUGUGCCCAUACCACGAAGGGGCCUUUAUGGACGACACGUAUGUGUGGGAUCAUGAUGCAGCGAGAUUCCAGCAACGUCUGUCCAGCGUCGAGAAAGCGUUGGAGAAGGAUGGACUACAAAUCCACCCCCGCAAGACAGUCAUCCUCACCAAUGCGCAGCAGCCUGGAAAAUUCAGAAUUGGGGGCGAAUGGGUCACCCCACAGAACGACCAGGGAUCCUUUCACAUCCUGGGAAGCCCCGUCGCCUUUAAACACCAAGUUGCCCUGCUGGUGGCAGAGAUGCAGACGAGAGCUCGCAAAGCUUUCCACGCACAUGCCAAGGAGCUUAUGGCAGAUGCCCCCCUAGGACCAAGAUUGCAGCUUUUCCUGAUUUAUGUCAGGCCGGCAGCGCUCUGGGGGUGUUCGGCGUGGCCGCCCCACGACACGUUGUUAAAAGGGGCAAAUGCGUGUCAACUUCACUACGUCAGGAAAAUCAUGAGACUGGGGCGUAAAGCUGGAGAGUCGUGGGUGGACUGGAACCAGCGAAGUCUGCGAGGGGCCAGAGUCAAGCUCCACCAGCUGCACAUCGAAAGAUGGUCGACGCAUGCGCUCCAGCGCAUCUGGGGGCUAUGGGGGCAUGUGGCACGCCAAGAUAGCAGAACCAAAAGCAUGAUGCUAUGGAGAGGCCAGCAAUGGUGGAAGAAGGAGCAGUCCAAUCCACGGGGCAUGAGGCAUCCGGCCAGAUUCAACCCGCAUGCCGAAGUAGAACGAUCCAUUGCAGCAGUGGGGGGGGAUGAUUGGGCAGAGAAGGCGGGGGAUAGGGAGUGGUGGCAAACGGCUGGAAAACUGUUCGUUUCCAAACAUGACCCGGAGUGGUGCAGCGGCAAACAGCCAUCGCUGGGCAACCUAGCGCCGAAUAAGGCAGCAGCCACAAGCAAAACACCCCGCAGCAGGCAAGCCAGCAGAGCUCGGGCCAUCACGAAUGAAGCAAGCUAA
Molecule: messenger RNA, 6030 nt
Organism: Symbiodinium natans
Lineage: Eukaryota; Dinophyceae; Suessiales; Symbiodiniaceae
Source: the annotation of a GenBank genome assembly